Molecule: messenger RNA, 852 nt
Organism: Tremella mesenterica DSM 1558
Lineage: Eukaryota; Fungi; Basidiomycota; Tremellomycetes; Tremellales; Tremellaceae
Exons: 1
Coding region: 202-852 (216 amino acids)
Biological process (GO): maturation of SSU-rRNA from tricistronic rRNA transcript (SSU-rRNA, 5.8S rRNA, LSU-rRNA)
Cellular component (GO): nucleus
Source: RefSeq, a predicted model, not a curated record
CCCUAAUCACCUCAUCACCCCACCAUCCACCCAUUCACCCUACUUGUUAAAAGGGAUUGCGAGACUGGUCCGUCACGUCUCUCAUUCAGAGUUGAGCCCAUCGUCACUCGCUCGCCUCAUCAUCCCUGGCUUGGUCCUCGAGACACACCCCUUCCCUUCCCACCUUCUUCUCGUCUCCUCCACAACGUUCAUAACGUCGUCAUGUCAACAGCCAAUCCACAAUCUACUCCUUACCUCCUUUUGUUCGCUCGUGGAGUCAUAGCUCUACUCGAUCUCUGGCCAGCUCUCACCAUUGCCGUUCGUGAAGAAUGGGGCGGUCCUCAAUCCGCAGACAAGAAAACGUGGCUCGCAUCUACCAUCAUAGAUCUCUUCGAAGCCCUGCCGUCUCCUUCUAUCAUCAAACUAACCCCUACCAAUGGAUCUACUUCAUCUGUUAUUCCUUCCAUCCCCAAUGUCGACUUUGACGAUCUUGCCGAUCUCAUCAGCCAAGUCAUGUCCGACGAAUUCGAAGCUAAUAUCGAAGACAAUUCUGUUGACAUAGUUGCCAACGAUAUCAUUCGCUUAUGGAAAGAUAUCAACACUUCGCCCGCUCCUCAUAUCCUUGUUGCCGCACUGGAGAAACGGGCCGGGGAGUUGCAGAAAAUUGGAAUUACUGUGCAAAAAGGUGCGGAUGUCGUGGACGUGGAUGGGUCUUCCAAUGGGUCAGAUGAAGGGGAGGAUGAGGCGAUGGAGCUGGAUGAUGAUGAAGAAGCACCGCAACUCGUAUUUUCUGAUCCUGCCGGUCAGGAGCGACCAGAACCUCAGGUGGACGAGGACGGUUUUACGCUCGUACAGAAAGCUCGUCGACGAUGA